GAUUCCAUCUUUUGACGUUACCUUUUGCGCUCUUUAGCCGACUUGCUUCGUCGAUUCAGUUUUGCAUCCGCUCGGUCCGGAUCACUCCACACGAGAAGAGGGGUUGUGAGCGGGGAUACAGUGUAUAUACAAAGCAGCGGAUGUCGGCCAUGAUUGAGUGCGCGUUCAUCAACAGCGUGAUUACCACCGACAGCGGCCGUGAUCUCGCGUCGAGAGGUGCGAGCACAGAGACCAUCAAGACAUGCGCGCAGCACGAUACUAUGGGAAAGAGGAUAUCAGAAUUGAGGAUGAUGUGGCUGAGGCCCAGUGCGGCGCGGGACAAGUCCGGGUCGCCCCCGCGUACGUAGGCAUCUGCGGCAGCGAUCUCCACGAGUAUAUCGGCGGCCCGACCUUCGCGCCCACAACCCCCCACCCGCUGACCCACGACUCCAUCCCGAUCACCCUCGGCCACGAGUUCUCCGGCGUCAUCACCGAACUCGGCCCCGACGUGACCGCCUUCACGCUCGGCCAGCACUGCGUCGUCCAGCCCACGCUCUCCUGCACCACGUGCCCGCCCUGCCUCGCCGGCGCCGAAAACGUCUGCCACGGCGGCGGCUUCAUCGGGCUGUCCGGCGGCGGCGGCGGGCUGAGCGACCACGUCGUCGUGGCCGCGUCUGCGAUCGUCCCGCUGCCCACCACCAUCCCGCUCGACGUCGGCGCGCUCGUCGAGCCGCUCGCCGUCGCCUGGCACGCCGUGGCCGCCGCACCAGUCACCCCGGACAGCACCGCGCUGGUGCUGGGCGGCGGCCCCAUCGGGCUCGCGAUCGUGCAGUGUCUGCGCGCGCAGGGCGUGCGGAGCAUCGUGCUCAGCGAGCCGUCGGGCGCGCGGCAGCGGUUCGCGCGCGCGCUCGGCGCACACCACGUGCUGGACCCGCGGGGCGCGGAUGUCGUGGCCGAGACGCGGGCGCUCAGCGGCGGCGGCGGGGGCGCGGACGUGGUGUUUGACUGCGCGGGGGUAGCGGCGAGUCUGGACGCUGCGUGCAAGGCUGUGCGCGCCCGGGGCACGAUUGUGAAUGUGGCGAUUUGGGAGAAACCCGUGCCGUGGAGUCCGAAUUCGCUGGUGUGGAAUGAGGCGCGGUUUACGGCGGUGUUGGGGUAUCGGAGGGCGGAUUUCGAGGCCGUGGUGGACGGGUUGACUAAAGGGACGCUGAAGCCUGAGGCGAUGAUUACGAGUAAGAUCGCGCUGGAUGAUCUGGUUAAGGAGGGGUUCGAGAAGCUUAUUCAUGAUAAGGAGAAUCAUGUUAAGAUUCUGGUGGAUAUGGGUAUGCUGAAUCGUACGGAUUCGGCGGUGCAUUGAUGGCGUUGGGGUCGGGGGAGUGUUUUAGAAGGAGCAGUUUCCUGAAAGCAGUAGUCGCGGCAUAGGAGUUUCCAAAUCUCCACACAUAGACAAAUCUAAACGCCAAAAAUCAGCCGCGGACGUUCCUCAUACCCUGACCAUCCAGAAGUUGACGUGCGAACACCAUAUAAUCGCUGGCUCACGUCUCUAGCCAUCAAGUCUGUCAAAUCCUGGACUCUCUCUGGACAUUUUGCAUCUAGCAGUUUUCCUCUAUAACAUUGGUCUGCUCAGACUACCAUGCGUCGUCCCAGUUGUUGAUCUGGCUAUCGUUGACUGGAUGAAACAGUGCGGACUGAAAGUACUGUGCAGAUUUUAG
Molecule: messenger RNA, 1691 nt
Organism: Boeremia exigua
Lineage: Eukaryota; Fungi; Ascomycota; Dothideomycetes; Pleosporales; Didymellaceae
Product: chaperonin 10-like protein
Exons: 2
Coding region: 242-1336 (364 amino acids)
Biological process (GO): butanediol biosynthetic process
Cellular component (GO): cytoplasm
Molecular function (GO): zinc ion binding; (R,R)-butanediol dehydrogenase activity
Source: RefSeq, a predicted model, not a curated record